CGGAAAUAAAAAUAAAUCCAAAAAUCCACGUUUUGUUACUGGCGUCUCUGAUCGCGACGAGACAACGAAUCUUCCUAGCUGUUAGUAUCACAUCGAGCUCUUCGUACACGAUGAUUCCUAUUUCAAUCGGAUUCCUCUGAGUUCAAGAAAUCGGAAGUUUCCGGCUUCAGACUGAGAUCAGUCCGGCGAUGUGGUUCUAAUUAGGGUUUUGGCAGUGAAAGAAUGGGGUUUUAAUGGAGGAGUUGAGUGAUUUUGGUUUAGUGAAAUCCAUCGGGUUCCAGAUGUUUCUGGUCCGCGGGAAAAUGAGGCGGAAAGUGUAAAGUUCGGCUUUUUUUUUUCUUUGUGCUCUGAAGAAGAAUCGCUAAGAGGGUAUCGAAGCUGGAAAUGGCAACUCCUGUGGAUCCUCCAAAUGGGAUUAGGUAUCAAGGGAAGCAUUACUUUUUAAUGUGGCAAACAUUGUUUGAAAUUGAUACUAAAUAUGUGCCAAUCAAGCCUAUUGGACGAGGGGCCUAUGGGAUUGUGUGCUCUUCGGUGAACAAGGAAACCAAUGAGAAAGUUGCAAUUAAGAAAAUACACAAUGCUUUUGAGAACCAGAUUGAUGCGUUGAGGACUUUGCGUGAAUUGAAGCUUCUGAGACAUCUGCAGCAUGACAAUGUGAUUGCUCUUAAAGAUGUGAUGAUGCCUGUUCAUAGGAGAAGCUUCAAGGAUGUGUAUCUAGUUUAUGAACUCAUGGAUACUGAUUUGCAUCAGAUUAUCAAGUCUUCUCAAGCACUUACAAAUGAUCACUCCCAAUAUUUCCUCUUCCAGUUGCUUCGAGGCCUGAAGUAUCUCCACUCAGCAAACAUCCUCCACCGUGACUUGAAGCCUGGGAAUCUUCUCAUCAAUGCAAACUGUGACCUGAAAAUAUGUGACUUUGGGUUGGCACGCACUAGCAAUGCCAAGGGCCAAUUAAUGACAGAGUAUGUUGUGACCCGUUGGUACAGGGCUCCUGAGCUUCUACUUUGCUGUGACAAUUAUGGGACGUCCAUUGAUGUGUGGUCUGUUGGAUGCAUCUUUGCUGAGCUUCUUGGGCGGAAACCUAUCUUCCCUGGCACAGAAUGCCUCAACCAACUUAAACUCAUCAUCAACAUCCUUGGCAGCCAGAGGGAGGAGGAUCUUCUAUUUAUUGACAAUCCUAAAGCAAAGAAAUACAUCAAAUCACUCCCAUUUUCCCCUGGGAUACCCUUUUCCCAACUGUACCCCCAUGCUGAACCUUUAGCAAUUGACUUGCUGCAAAAGAUGCUUGUUUUUGACCCUACAAAGAGGAUUAGUGUCACUGAAGCACUCCAACACCCUUACAUGGCUCCCUUGUAUGAUCCCAGCUGCAACCCUCCUGCCGAGUUGCCAAUUGAUCUUGACAUAGAUGAGGAUCUAGGGGAGGAGAUGAUAAGGGAGAUGAUGUGGAAAGAAAUCCUUCACUACCACCCAGAAGCGCCAACAGUCAAUGCUGAGGUGUGAUAGUUUUUUUCCCUCUUCUCAGUUAUAAAGAUGAGCCUGUGUGGUUGAUUUGCCUUUGACAAACAGGGAAGUUGUAUUUUAGCUUUCUAUUUAUGUUUUUCUUUUCCCUUUCACUUUGGAUCAUAAUAAUCACAAUGAAAGUCAUGAAACCCUACCGUUGUUAUGCAUAACAUGACUAGUUGUCUCAGAAGACUUUUCACAAACUGGAGUUCUGUAAUGUAAAGCCCUCCCAACUUUGUAUAUUAGGGUGCUGUUGUAUGUGACGGUGAACUUGACAACUUCUUGUAAAUUAAGGUCAGACAUGUAUUCAAUC
Molecule: messenger RNA, 1810 nt
Organism: Rubroshorea leprosula
Lineage: Eukaryota; Viridiplantae; Streptophyta; Magnoliopsida; Malvales; Dipterocarpaceae
Source: the annotation of a GenBank genome assembly